Messenger RNA from Drosophila eugracilis, 4322 nucleotides. It is a transcript of the gene Tep1, whose product is annotated as C3 and PZP-like alpha-2-macroglobulin domain-containing protein 8. Gene Ontology annotation, molecular function: endopeptidase inhibitor activity. Gene Ontology annotation, cellular component: extracellular region. The record is from RefSeq and is a predicted model, not a curated record. Lineage: Eukaryota; Metazoa; Arthropoda; Insecta; Diptera; Drosophilidae.
UUUCAGAGUAGAGCUCAUUUGCCUGCCGUCGCUCAAAUUGUCCAGUCAAACAAUAGUCAGUGUUUUGUAAAAGUGAAAAAAAUAUUUUUUGAACGGACUUCAAAUAUGUUGUGGCUACUUCUAAGUCCGUUUUUGUUGCAUUUUGCAUUAUUAAUCAAUGCAACUAGCCCCAGUAUUUAUUACAUUGUGGCACCUAGAACAAUUCGAUCUGACAACCCUUACAACGUUGCCGUUACCAUCCACAAUGCACCUUUACCAAGUCAAGUCUCAGUCAGGCUAAACGGACCGUCAUUCACUAGGACCAUGAAUGUUGUCAUUCAACCCAUGUCAACACAAACCAUUAACUUCAAUAUUCCAAAACUGAAGGGUGGUGAUUAUCAGUUAAAUGUUCAGGGUUCUGGCGGUGUUACCUUCCAGAACUCCACCAAGUUAAACUUUGCCGAAGACAAGAAUUGGAUAUAUAUCCAGUCGGACAAGGCCACGUACAAGCCCGGCGAUAAGGUUCAGUUCAGAGCACUGUUCUUAGAUAAGCACACACGACCCGCAGUGAUCGAUAAGCCUAUAAUUAUUGAGAUCCAUGACGGGGCUGCGAACCUUAUCAAGCAGUGGAAGAAUGUUAAGCCGACCAAGGGUGUUUACUCUGGUGAGCUUCAGCUGUCUAAUCGGCCAGUCCUGGGCAACUGGACUCUGGCAGUCACGGUGAAGGACGAGGUCAAGGAGACCAAGGUGCUAGUGGUGGACAAGUAUGUGGUGCCUAAGUUUGAGGUGGUUGUUUUAACCCAAAAAGAUGUGGAGUCUAGUGCUGGGAAUAUUAAGGCAACGAUAAAAGCCCGGUACACCUUUAGGAAGCCCGUCAAGGGAACCGUCGUCGUUUCGAUCGAGGGCAGUAAAACCGAGAAAAGAAUGCCGAUCGACGGAGAGGUCAAUGUCGAGCUUCCCAUAUCAGCUACCGCCAAGAGUCCUUUGAAAAUGACUGCCAUUGUUACGGAGGAGCUUACCGACCUCAGGCACAACGGAUCUGCUUACGUAAACCUACAUGAGCAUCGCCAUAAGCUGGAGGAUCUGUUUUGGCCCACUCAUUACAGUCCAGGAAAACUGUACAAUUUCUACAUUGUGGUCAAAAAUUUAGAUGGUUCUCCCGUCUUGAACUCUUCAAAGAUUGUUGACUUCAACGUAUUGUGCUGUCAGAUGACUCAAAAUUUUAGAGCUGCCCUUCAUAACAGCGUCGCCACCCAAAAGAUAAUGUUUCCCGAUUCGACUUGCAAGAGUUGUCUUAUCACAGCUAAAUUUGAAAACGCUGCCGACUUUCGUCAGUACGUAUAUAAGACUGACAAAGCCCUCAGGAUUGAGGUUAUUACUAAGAAGCCGAAGCUUAGGCAGAAGCUGCACAUUAAUGUGGUGUCCACAGGCAAACUACCUUCCUUCAUGUUUACCAUUCUCGCACGAGGUAACAUCAUCCUUAAUCAUUAUGUACCAGUGGCAGAAGGAAAUUCUUUCAAAAAUAUUACAUUCCUACCCCGUUUCGAAAUGGUUCCCCAAGCCACCAUUCUUGUCCAUUACAUUGCUAAUGGGUUGUUGAUUUCCGCCGAUAAGACUGUCGACAUCGAAAAAGACUUUAUAAACAUGAUUGAUAUCACCGCACCAGUGGAAACAUUGCCCAGCAAGGAGGUAACCCUUAAGGUAAAAACUGAACCUCAUUCUUUCGUCGGACUUCUUGGAGUAGACCAGAGUGUGUUGCUUCUUAGAUCUGGUAACGAUCUGAACCGGGACCAAAUAUUAAACAAUCUUGCCAAGUACUCGAACGAUGUGGUAACCCUAACUAACGCAAAUCUAUACAUCAAAGAGGACACGGGUGGCUGUUAUACAAACCCUGGUAUACAAAAUGGACUGUACCGGUUUGCCUUAUUACAAAAUCUGGGUCUAAAACAGAUGGAUCACAAAACUCAGCCUACUCCGGCCAUUUUGAAAUCAACAAGUUCACAAGGAUCACUACCACCCAUUCGAAAACUUUUCCCCGAAACCUGGAUGUUCUUAAAUAUAUCCGACGUUGGAGCCAAUGGAGAAUACGUCCUGAAAAAGCAAAUUCCCGAUACGAUAACCUCGUGGGUGAUCACUGGAUUCUCCCUAAACCCUUCUUCCGGGCUCGCCUUGACCCACAGUGCCAGUAAAAUUCUCGUGUUCCAGCCCUUUUUCGUAACCACCAAUCUCCCAUAUUCCGUGAAGCGAGGUGAAGUAAUUGCCAUACCCAUCGUAGUUUUCAACUACUUGGAAGUUGAUGUUCUGGCAAAGGUAUCAAUGGAUAACUCAGAAGGUCAGUACGAUUUUAUGGAGGCCACAAGUGCGAAUGUAACGAAGAAUAUAAUGAAGACGCGAAGGGAAAAGUCUUUACGGGUUCCGGCCAAAAACGCACGAAGUAUUUCGUUCAUGAUUCGUCCCAAGAACGUUGGUCUGACCACUCUUAAGAUCACCGCCAUCUCGCCAAACGCUGGCGACUCAAUCCAUCAAUUGCUUAGAGUCGAAGCCAAUGGCGUUACAAAGUAUGUCAACAAGGCGGUAAUGGUUAAUCUCCCGAAGGUACAUCGACGAAGUCUGACAACAGGGCCAACUGAAAAAACACUUUUCAUAGAUAAUGUGGAGGGUGCUGUAGAUGGUUCUGAGUACUGGGAGGUCGAAAUUGGUGGAACAAUUCAGGCACCACAGCUGGAACAUCUUGACGGUCUUGUUCGCAUGCCUUACGGCUGUGGUGAACAAAAUAUGUUUAACUUUGUUCCAAGCGUCCUUGCGUUGAACUAUUUGGAAGCUAGUAAGCGCAAUAACCCAGAGGUUUCAAAGAAUGCUAAGAACUUUGUUGAAACUGGGUACCAAAGAGAACUCAAUUACAAACAUGAUGACGGUUCUUUUAGCGCCUGGGGGAAAAGGGAUCCUAAAGGCAGCACUUGGCUAACCGCAUACGUGAUCCGCUCGUUCUACUAUGCUACCGAUUAUGUAGACAUUGACCGCAAUGUCUUGAAAGCUGGUCUCGAUUUUCUCCAAUCCCGACAGAAGGCGAAUGGUGAGUUCCCAGAACUGGGCGUAGUCAUCCACAAUAGCCAUGGAAGUCCUUUGGCCCUUACUUCAUUUGUGCUGCUGACUUUCCUCGAGAGCAAGGGAGACAUGCCCAACUACCAGAAUGUGAUCGAUAAGGCCGUCAAGUUUGUGACCGGAAAGGUGGACCAGUCAAACGAUCCGUACGAUCUGGCCAUCGCUGCUUUUGCCCUGUCAUUGGCUCAAAACCACAAGGCUGCAGAUGUUUUGGCCAAGUUGGAGCGAUUGGCAAAGCAAAGCGGUGACUACAAAUGGUGGUCCAGGUCAGACAACAGCGCCAGUAAUGACGUUGAGAUCACAUCAUAUGUGCUGCUCGCCCUCCUGAAGCAAGAUUGGAUGGUCCCACCCAAGCCAAUUGUCGAUUGGCUGAUAAGCAAGCGCAACAGCAACGGAGGAUUCGCUUCGUCCCAAGACACGGUCGUGGGUAUCAUGGCUCUAAGCAUGUAUGAAGUUCUAUACAACGUGCCGACCAGUGCGAUCGACUUUAACUUAAUGCACUUAAACGAAAGCAUAUCCAAUAUAAGGGUAACAAAAGAAAACGAUAUGAAAGUUCAGACCCAACAGCUUCCAUCUAACGCUCGUGAAGUAAAAUUCUCGGCAACGGGACAAGGACGAUCUCAAAUUCAGCUAUCGUACCGGUAUAACAUAGACACCAAAGAGCCAAGCCCCAGCUUUAAGUUAUCAGUUUCGGCUAAGAAAUCGGUCAAUCAUCGAUUGGUUCUGGACAUUUGCGGCGAAUACACUCCUCUAGCUAGCUCCGAUAAGACAAAGCCCACCAACAUGGCGCUUAUGGAAGUCCAGCUGCCAUCCGGCUAUGUAAGCGAUCACGAUUCCUUCCCCAACAUAGAAGCCAUUUCCGAUAUAAAGCGCGUGGAGACGAAGAAUGAGGACACUGAAGUUCACAUAUAUUUCGAAAAACUUACUCCUGGUAACCGAAAGUGCCUCACCUUUGAGGCUAUCUUGACCCAUGCAGUGGCAAAUCUAAAACCAUCUUGGGUUCGACUCUACGAUUAUUAUUCCACUGAACUUAGCGCCACACAGUUCUUUUCUGUUGAUUCCUCCCUAUGCGAUAUUUGCCACGAAGACGAGUGCGGAAGAGAGUGCUAAGGUGACACGAUCAAUAUAUUUAAACAUUUUUGCCUCGAAUAACUGUCAUCCCUGUUAACUGCCACGAAAAAAAUAUACUUAUGUAUUUAUUCCAUUUUAAAAAGAAACCAACAAAUUGUAUUUUAAUAGGU